CGGCAGCUUCCACACAAAGUUUCACACACAAUCGAUGAGGUGAUUCCGGGAAUCAAGGCGCUCAAAACACUUGCAGAAGAUAAAAAAGACUACAACACCUAGAACGCAACAGACUGAGAGCACGCACUCAAACGGGGGGACUUUGCUGGAUGUAUUGGACCGCAAUUGCUGCUUUUCUUGGAUGCAUCUGACUGCAACUACGUCCAGAGGGUCUCUGGCAGCAGAGAAGAAGGCGACGGCGAAGAAACACUGGCGAGCGUGGCGGCGACGGUGGUGGCGUUUGGCAGCGGCCGAGGCAUCGGAGAUUCCCCUUCUCCUCCUCCUCCUCCUCCUCCAGCUAUCAUCGUCACUUCGGAUUGACUUGAGGAAGUGCUCGCUGCAACGUACCGCACCAUCUUGUUCCUCCUUAACGAUGCGCUUUCUUCUGCUCCCUCCUCCUCCUCCUCUUCCUCCUCCUCCUCCUCCUCCUCCUCUUGAUAGAAGUGGUAAUAGAACCCGCGGCGCAGCCGUUUUGCUGCUCAUCACGGUUCUUUCCACCGUCUUUUGCUGCGCAGAUGGUGUAACUUAUUACUUCUCAGCGACGAUUGGAGACGAUAGUCGGGAUGAUCUCGCGGCCCAGGAUCCCGACACGCCAUGGCUCUCUCUCGAGAAAGCAAGCUCUGUCCAGCUCUAUCCUGGCGAUGAGCUGCUGUUUUGUCGAGGAGACGCGUGGCAUAAUCAGCAGCUUCGCAUCGUCGGAUUCGGUACGGCUUUGGCGCCUGUGCGCGUGGGGGCGUACACGUGUCGCAAUGGGACGGCCAGCGACCAGCUGCCCGUUUUCAGCGGAUCCAUCCGCCUGCUGGGCAGCCAAUUACAUUGGGAGAAGUGGGUGGCCAAUCCCGACGUCCUGGUCGCUGAUCUCUCCCCCUUUCUCUCAAGACGGACGCUCAUUCCUCAUCACGGCAUCUACAUCAACAAUGAGAUUUUUGUAAGUCCAAGAUUUCCCAACUACAGGGAUGUUGACGAUUUGUGGGGGGAUAUAGGGGAGUUUUUUCCGACCUUCAAGAUUGUAAGGGUUCGAAAAGGGAGAAAGAAGGGGGGGGGAGGAGGGGGAGGGGGAGGGGGAGGGGGAGGAAGAAAAUUAGACUGGAACAGCAAGAAGACGACGACGACGACGACGACGAUGACCCCUUCGUCGGCAUUUUCAAGGCUCCGGCUACCGGAUGGAGUGCUCAACGGAUCUCAAGCGAUCAUACGAUCGAGUCCGUACAGGUGGACAAGAGCUGGGUUGAUUCAUCAUGCGGGGGCGCUGUUUGUAUUCGAGGGGAGAGUGGAGGCGGGGCCGCUGUACUUUGAGGGCAAGCUGAUGUUCCUAGAUGCCCCUCGAGAAGCAUUCUUCGACAACACUGCGCGCCGAUUAUACGUGUUUCCACGACGGAACGAGAAAAUCGAGACCGUCGAUCUCGUCCCGACGCAUCUUACAGCGGUAGUCGAGGUCGCUCCCGAUGCGACCAACGUCAUCAUACAGGACUUGCGGGUGGAGAAGGGAUUCUGCGGAAUCUGUGGAGGUGAUAGACGUACUAGCACCCAUCAAGAUAAUACUCAUGAUAACCGUCCCUACAAAUCACGAGCCGAUCGCUUAUCAUCAUCAUCAUCAUCAUCAUCAUCAUCAUCAUCCUCUUCAUCAUCAUCAUCAUCCCAUUCGUCGUCAUCGCCAUCAUCAUCAUCAUCAUCAUCAUCAUCAUCAUCAUCAUCUUCAUCCUCCUCCUCCUCAUCAGCAUCAUCACCAUCAUCAUCAUCUGCUUUUUCUUGGCUGGAAUCGUCAUCAUCAGGAUCAUCUUCUUUGUCGGAUUUGUCGUCAUUUUCGGGGUCGUUGUCAGACGGAAACAUCCCAUCCAGCAAGAAUAAGAAUGAUCCAGGAACGACGCCGAAGGAUGAAGAAGGGAUGGCGAUGGAUGAUUACUCGUCUUCUCCCAUUCUGAAGGAGAUUAAUGUUGUCGUCAUCAAGAAAUGCGUGGUUAUGAGGGUUUAUCAUGGGAUCGUAUUCCUCCCAAAAGCAUGGAUGGAAGGAGGAAUGAGAGGAGGAGGGGGAGGGGGAGAAAGAGGAGGAGGAGGAGGAGGAGGAGGAGGAGGAGGAGGUGAUGACAGCGGUUUUCAUUUCGAUUUGCAUAUCGAGAGAAAUGUGGUUGGGUGGACGAUAGGAGAUGGUAUUGUGGCUGUUCCUGCUGUUUCCCCUUCCCCUUCGUAUGCUGGCGAUGUCCGGGUUGUUAAGGCUGUGGAGAACGAGGUCCAUCACUGCGGUUAUGUUGGAGGAUGGGAGAGAGGGGUGGGUUUGUACAUCCCAGAGGCGGUGGGGAACAUUGUCCAUCACACAGGUUACAGCUCAAUCUACACCGUUGAUCACUUGCCCGCUCUGGUCUCACACAAUUACAUCUACGACUUCGUGUUGUCUACCGCAGACGGGGGCGCAAUAUACGCCACCAACUCUGCAGCCAACGGUCGAAAGAUCAUCCGAGAUAACACGGUUGUAGAUGGAUGGGGUAAUUGGGCGGCCUUUAUGGAUGGGGAGAAAACGGACGUCAGCUCAAGGUGGGCGUGGGGCUCCGUGGGAAUUUACUUAGAUGGAAAUAGGACCUCCAAUUUUGAAGUCAUCAAUAAUACCGUGGUCAACGUGAUUGGCAAAGCUUUUCGAAACAACGCGUCGUUGAAUGGCACGUGGCGGUCUAACUUCGCCUACAACGCCAAGGGAGUGGCUUUCGAAUUCAUAUUCUACUACCCUUCUUCUUUCUCUUCAUCCUCAUCCUCAUCCUCAUCCACAUACCAAUCCCCAUCAUCGUCAUCAUCAUCAUCAGCAGCAGCAGCAGCAGCAGGAGCAGCAGGAGCAAUGGCUGAUUCUCAGAAUGAUUACUAUGCCAAUAAUAAGGAGGAGAAGAAGGAAGAAGAGGAAGAAGAGGAAGAAGAGGAGGAGGGGAGGCUUCUUGUAGAGAAGAAUGUCUUGUGUUCAUCUACAACCGUCUUGCAGUACAUGGUGUAUGGAUUAGGAGAGAAGGAGGACAUUCACCCUUCAAUGGUGUCGGCAGUACCGUGGAAGGAGAAUGUAUAUUGUGCUAGAGACGUGCUAUUCAGCUUCUGGAAGUCGUCGGCUUUCUUAAUUCAUCCAAUCAGGGGGGCAACCAUGGGUCCCACGUGGGUCGAGUAUAGGAAGAUAACAGGGGACUCAACAAGGAUGUGUAGUUUGAGAGAGUGGAAGGCCAUCCAGGUCAAGAAGAACAAUGUGAUAGCCUUCAUGGCGCAGGUGAAGCGAGAGAACAGUGAGACGGAAGCAAGAUUGGCACGGCUCUUGAGGGAGGUGAAGAUGGGAGAAGGAGGAGGAGGGAAGGGAGGAGGAGGUUAUCUUCUCAGUGGGUCGGAUUCCAUUGAGGGAUCAUCAUCAUUUGCCAUCGCGGGAAUGUAUGGAGCUGGGGAAGCUGAUAAGGCUGGCGGUUCAAGGGGGGGGGGAGGAGGAAGGAGCAGGGAGGUGGGGUUGAUUGCCGCCACAGUCAUCAGUGGAGGGAUUGUGGUCUUAUCUGUUGCAGCUAUCAUCAGCAAGAUCAGGAGCGAUCGGCGAGAAAGGAAGAUUGAGAAUAGCGAGAGGGAAAGAGAAAGGAGAGGAGGGAAGGGGGGAGGUGGGGGGGACAAUUCUGAGAAUGAUGAAGACAGAGGCCAGGCAUCGAGCGUCGGACUCAGAGGAAGCAAAGAUACUCGAGGAAAGGCCCACUAUGGCUUGCCUUGGGAAAUGGAGUCGCCGGUAUUCAAAGGUGAGGUAAAUAAAGUAGAGAAGAGGAAUGGGGAGCUGGGUAUGCAGGAGGAGGAGGACGAGGAGGAGGAGGAGGAGGAGGUAGUUGACACCCCCCCUCCCUUUGUCAAUAUCGAAGAGUGCUAUGAUAGUGUCCCGGUUACCCGUGAGGGCGAUGAGAAAGGAUUGCUGCCCACUCUCACUCCCCUCUCCGAUGGGCAUCCCGAUGACGAAGACUGAGAACGGUGUUUCUGAUAUGUUGGUUUCGUUUACUAUCAUCUGGUCGCAUCUGUUGAUUGAUUGACUUUACCCUUUGACCGACUAC
Messenger RNA from Chara braunii, 4079 nucleotides. The record is from the annotation of a GenBank genome assembly. NCBI's taxonomy places the organism in Eukaryota, Viridiplantae, Streptophyta, Charophyceae, Charales, Characeae.